AACUUCCCACUAGUAUGCUAGAUGAGAGCUCUUCAGUGACAUGUGCUUGACUAUGAGAAAAGCAGAUCUCCUGAAAUUAUUAACAGCAAUAAUUAUCAUGUUCAUUGUAUGUUUGCCUGAAUUUUUCAAAACCCAUGAAGCAAGCACUGUGAUUAUAUCAUGCAUGGAUGCUUGUUCAUUAAAUAAUGUCACCUUUCCAGUCUGUGCUUUUAACAAUUCUUCUGAAAGCUUCCUGCAACAAGGAAGUAAAAAACAGACUGUUUUUUUGAAGGUCUUUAUAAAUUACUUUGAUUUUCAAAAUACUCCAAGUAUUUGCCAAGUCUCCAGGACUGAACUGCAACCAUGUAUUUUAAACUCCACCUGUGAAUCCGAGGAUGAUAUGAAUGUUGUUCACCAGGGAUCAAGAUCAGAAGGUAAAGAAAGAGAACAAGGGAAAAGAAGUGCUUAUUUUAGAGAAGUGAGAGGAUCAUUAGAUAUGAAAGCAAAAAAAUUUAUUUAUUUCCAUAAACAUUUCAAUUUCACUGUGGGUUAUGUGAAUGAAGAAAGUGAGGAAUACAACAUUUACUAUAUACUGGAAGUCCUCAUUAGAAAUUCUACAACCAGAAGAGGAAACACUACAGAAGAAAGCAUAAAUCACUCAUGUAUAGCAGCAAUGACGGAAGACCAAAAUGGCUGUAUAAAUAUUUCACUGCAACUACAGCCUUAUGUGGAAAAUACAAUGUGUAUACCGAAGAUCAUUUGGCUUGUUCUGAUUCCAUUUGUUUUUGUGCUUACUGUCAUUACUGUUACCUACAAAGUAUUCCAAGAAAAUAAAAAACACAUCCAUAGCAAAUAUAGAGCAACGGCAGCUUCUGUUAUCCAACAAAAAGACAGCAAAAGCUCAAAAGAAUCUACACCUACUAAAGUUAUUCAGCUCCUUUCAGAGCCCAACCAACGAAGACCCGCAGCUAUCACACAAACAGCAGAGAUAUUGCCUGCAAUUCCUGAACAUGAGCAUUCUCAGCAGGCGUAGGAGUUUCAGGCAUUCCAGUAUGAAACAUAAUCGAUACACCAUGAAAGAAGCCAUCUUCAUUUCCAAUACAUCCUUCCUGGCUACCUUAGCCACCUUUUAUUCCUAAGAAUGCCAGGAACCUCAGUUAACAGGAUUUUAUAUUCAUCAAAACCACUCUAUUAAAUAUGAACAAUGGAUAAACUGAUAUGGUGCUGUAGCAUCAACCUCAGUGGAAGACUAUAGAUUUCAUAUCUAUUUUGGGUUCAUUCAGGAUUUAUACUUACUCACAAAGUUGAGAGAUUAUACUUGCUAUAUUUUUUCUUUCCAGCUGAGAAGAAACUCAAUUUGUAUUCUCUGUGAAAAUAUGAGACCAUUUUAAAUGGAAAAAUAUGUAUAUUUUGAUGGACCAUGGAUGUUAGUUUGUGUAAUGUGAAUGUCAUAGGUGACAAUGAUCCUUAAAGGUGUAUUCUCUGGCUGCUGCUGAAUAAGCAAGAAGGGUCAUACAUCACGGGCUAAAUCUUGAAGCUCUAUGUGAACACAAUGGACUUUUGCAGUGAAGUCAAUGAUAGUUUUGCAUGCACAAAGACUGCAGGAUCUUAAUGGGUUAAGGGAAAAAUGUGGAUAAAUAGUGCAGAUUUGGUUCCAAACUAUAAAACCAAUUUUUUAAAACAACUCAUUCGCAGCACCAAAUGGAUUUGGUACUACCUUGAUAGAUUGCAAUCCUAUUUUUGCACCAGCUUAGGUCAUUAGUAUUCAGACUCAUUAUCUCCUGCAACUUUUCCUUACUUUCCAUUUAUUACUGUUCCUCUGAGUGUAGUGGAGCUGUUUGGGCUGAUCAGGGUACCAAACUCAUUCUGUGCUUACACAUUAUUUGUGGGUACAAUUUAGCCAUAAAUUACCAGCAAGAGGCUGAAAUUGCAGAGCCAGGGCUUCUAACUCCCUUGUGCUAAAUCCAUCAGGAUGAACAGAUUGUAAACUGCCCAUUGCAAAUAUGAUAUGCAGCAAUUUAGCAUCAUGUUAAUACUUCAUAACCUCCAUCUCUUACAUUUAUAUGGCUCUUCCCUCCAGCAGCUUUCUGAAAUUGCUUCUCUAGUCAUUACACUGUACCUAGCAGUUCAGAUUUAAUAGGAACAAUUGUGAACAUUAGUUUUUGAAUGGCUGAGCCUAUUUGAAAUUUUUAUAUCUAGUUGGAUAAACUUGAAAUAUUUAUUUCUACUGCUUCUGUCAUCAGAUUACAAAAAAUCCAGGAAAAGCCUUGAUUUUUUUGAGUCUUUAGGGCUGACAUGUUUAGUUGUAAUAAUAACUUCAAACCUUCCAGAAAUGGCCUCUGAAAUAUAGUAUAUAAAAUAAACUUUUGCCUCUA
Molecule: messenger RNA, 2354 nt
Organism: Chrysemys picta bellii (western painted turtle)
Lineage: Eukaryota; Metazoa; Chordata; Testudines; Emydidae
Gene: TMEM156
Product: transmembrane protein 156
Source: RefSeq, a predicted model, not a curated record